Symbiodinium necroappetens is the source of this 1638-nucleotide messenger RNA. The record is from the annotation of a GenBank genome assembly. Lineage: Eukaryota; Dinophyceae; Suessiales; Symbiodiniaceae.
AUGUCCUCGUCUACUGUGGCCGUGCGUUCAUCACGGACGUACACGACCAUCGAGGCCACUGCCUUGCACGAGUCCGUUCCCCCGGACCGCUGGUGCAUCACACGCUCGGACUUGAAGUGCCUGGGCCAGGAGGUGCGAAGUGCUAUCCAGCGUGGGGACAUCCGGCCACCGGAUGAUGGAAGCGACGACUUUCUGGCUUCUGACCUGACCUAUGGCCCGAGCAUCUACACAGUAAACAAGCAGCACAUCAUGCCAGUGACGGAGAUGUUUGGCAAAGUGAGCUGGGCUUUAUUACAACAUCGGGAUGGUUUGGACUGUGAUCUCUUCAUCAGCCAUGCCUGGCAAGAGGGUAUUUUCGAGUUCCUCGCGAAGGUCCUGCUUUCGUGGCCCGCCGAUGCACGACAUGCCUGGUGCUGCAUGCUGGCCAAUCCUCAGAAUUUGGACAUCGGUUCCCUGCUGCAGUCUCCAAGCAGCUCACCGUUUGCACUGGCACUCAAAGCCUCGACAUAUGUUCUUGUGGUGCCGAAUCACCGCUGCAGCAUCUACACGAGGCUUUGGUGUGGGUACGAAGCCUUUCGCGCUCACGAGGAAGGCAAGACCGUCUUUGUGGCUCAUGCUCCAACCGGCAAAAAGAUGAUGGUCGUCGUUCUGUGGACUACACUUGCAGGACUGCUGGGCUUCUUGCUGGGCAUCUUCUGUUUUCGCUUUCAUGGGCUGUACCUGCUUCUGCUUAUGCUGACCGUUGCAGCAGUCAGCAGCGUCUGCAUUGAAAACCAGACCGGGCGCAGGAUCCUCAACUGGAUAGGUGCCUUCAUGUGCGGUGCCCUUCUCUACCACUGGAAGGUAGUCAUUCCCUUUUCCGACACUGGCCUUCUGCCUAUGCUUACCGACGUGGGGCAGCGACUUCUUCUUGCUUCCGGCGUCUUGUUCUUCGAUCUGCUUGAGGUCGACCGCGUCAUUGGACAAAGCCAGAGAGAGCAGGCCAAGCAGCUCAGCCAUGGAUUUCAAGGCAGCAUCGAAUAUGCGACCUGCUCCGAAGCAGCCGACACUGCACGGAUUUUGCAGGAGAUUGGUGAGAGGACCAGCGAUGUCGACUACGCCAUCCACGUGCUACUGGCUGCUGGGAUGUCAACGCCGACACUUCGAAUAGUCGCCCGCGCAGGAGUCGACAUCUCUGGUGCGGGCUACACCGAAAUCGCCUUUCCCUGUCUGGAUCUGGGGCCAUUCCUUAUUCACGACCUUGUACUUCUCGUAAAAGAUGUACUUCUUCGUCGGUACCACCGUUGGAUUCCUUGCCUGGUUUGCGUUUGUGCGCGUCUUUGGCUGCUCUUCUGUCUCUGGCAUAGUGCGAAAGAUGAGAGAUGUUUUAUUCUGAAGAUGAUGUCAAAGAUGAUUGCCACUUUGCAAGUGCUCGUCUUGCCAACUGUUGCAUUGAUGCAGCUGACUGCUGCCGAGACGGAAGGCGUGUUCUACAUAAUUGCGAUCUCCAUCAUGCUUAUGCACAUCAUCAUGGUUGGCUUCGCUUGUCUGGGCAUGCGACGAUUGGCGAGACUUCCGCUGGCAGGGCCUUGCAUGCUACAGUUGUUCCUGGGCCGCGGCCACUGCAGUGUCGCUAGCACCCAGGUCGCAGGGAAAUAG